ACCACUUCAUCUAAAAGACGCUCUUUAACGGUUUUGGCUUGAGCUGCGCUUGGUUGUAAUGUUUACUUCUUUGCUAUAGAAGCGUGUGUGUGUGUGCGUGAGAGAGAGAGAAAGAGAGAGUGUGUGUGUGUAUGUGUGAGAGAAAGAAAGAGUAUGUGUAUAUGGGGUUCAUGUGGUGUCUGAAUGUGUUCUUUUGUGAGCUUGGUUUAGAACUGUACAGGUGAGAGACACUGAAGAGGAAGAAAAAGAAGCAGCCGCUCGUUUUGAGGAAGAGAGGAGAGAAGGCAUCCAGCGUUCAUGAUGGCGAUGUUCCGCAGUUUAGUUUCAGCUGCCCAGCUCAGACAGCCUCAUCCCCAGCCCCAGCUGCAGCAUGGAGAGAGCCUGGAGAGCCAGUUUUCCUGCCCCAUCUGUCUGGAGGUCUAUCACAAACCGGUCAGCAUCGCCAGCUGUGCUCAUACGUUCUGUGGAGACUGCCUUCAGCCAUGUCUUCAGGUGACGUCUCCUCUCUGUCCCCUGUGCCGCAUGCCUUUCGACCCCAAGAAAGUGGACAAAUCUUCCAGUGUGGAAAAACAGCUCUCUUCUUAUAAAGCACCAUGCCGAGGGUGCAGCAAAAAAAUCUCGCUGAUCAAAAUGAGGUCACACAUCACCUCUUGCACAAAGGUGCAGGAACAGAUGGCCAACUGCCCAAAGUUCAUGCCUGUGGUUCCCACAUCACAGCCCAUUCCCAGCAAUAUUCCAAACCGAUCAACAUUUGUGUGCCCGUAUUGUGGAGCGCGAAACCUGGACCAACAAGAGCUGGUGAAGCACUGCAUGGAAAACCACCGCAAUGACCCCAACAAAGUGGUGUGUCCCGUGUGUUCAGCCAUGCCCUGGGGUGACCCCAGCUACAAGAGCUCCAACUUCCUGCAGCACCUCCUGCACCGGCACAAGUUUUCCUACGACACAUUUGUGGACUACAGCAUUGAUGAGGAGGCCGCACUGCAGGCAGCACUGGCCCUCUCUCUGUCUGAGAACUGAGUCCACCAAUCGCCACCUACUGUCCAACCACAUAACCAAUCACCAUCAAUUACCCAGACCUGUUUAACCAAUCAGCUGUCUCUCUGCCUCCUUCAAGCUACAUUUUUACCCUGUAGCUCUUUUUUCCUUCGUUUCUUUCUCACUACACACUCCACCCUGUCACUGCACGACUGAUUCUGUACCUGGCGUCACAGUCACAUGAUGCUGAUCACAUGACCUCCACGAUUUUUUUUACCCAGAAUUCUUCACCGAUGGAGGCGGAGCAAGCAGUCAUUCGUAACUUUCGCAAUCAGCGUUACAUGGUGUUUCUCAUGUCUUUGAUCGUACAAGCUUCAAUUGAUGUUUAAGGGGGAAGAACACUCGCCACAACUCACCUUUUCACCAACGCCAUCAGAUUUUUCCCUUCAGUUCUGUUUCCUCUCUUGUUUAAACACGGACAGAUGGCAGUGUAAGUAGGAAAAGCUCGUCGCACGUCUCGCAGUAGACUGGAUGAGAGCACGAUUCCAGUUUGGGAUCACCUGGCCAACACAGAAGUCCGACUAACUCAUUAUCGCCAUGGUGACCGUAAAAUGAUGGACACCUCAGUAAGAGAGUCUCCUGUUGGAUAAAUAUGAAUGAGAGCUAGAAAGAGAGUGCUUCAUCACAUCACUGUAAACAGAUGGAAGCUGAGAUGAAUGAUAAUAGUACCUUUCUUGUGGGAAUGACUCAGCUUUAGGCAAUACUCAAACAGCAGAAAGAGGAUCCAAUAUCAAGACUUGGCCAUCAUUAACAAUCCCCCUUUUUUCUUUCUUUUCUUUCUUUUUUUUUUUUUUAAAGUUUAGCUCGUCACUCACGGUUUUUUCUACAUGACUGAAUUCUAGUUCUAAUCUUCUUUUAUAGUUCUCCGACAGGAUGCUAGUACCGCUUUUAUCUUCACUCUGCUCUUUACUGAUUUACCUUGCAAAAAUAAUAUUUUUUACGAAGCAUCAGAUUAGAAGAAUAUCUAUUUUUGGAAAAACGAUUCCUUUAAAAUGGUGCACUAAUACUGAGAAAGUGAAACGCGGGGAGACGUGACGAAUUGUUCGAACCUUUUUAAAAAAAACAUAUAUAUAUAUAUAUAUAUAUAUAUAUAUAUAUAUAUAUAUAAAUGUAUGGUAUAUCAAAGGUGGAGAGUAGACCAGGAGGCCACGGAGGGGAUUACAGAUGCAAAGCUCUCCCACUAGGUGGCACUAAGUGUUCGCUCCGUGGGAAGGCUGGCAUGAUGUACUGUAGAAGUCGCCCAGGUUCAUGUUGUAUUUGCAUGAUGUGUGUAGUAGAUUUCAUGCCCAGUGUUAGUUAUAAGGAGAGAGUCAUUAUUGGAGACGGUUUAAAUGUAUAGCUGUCUAUAUAACUCUUAUAAUGAUGAAUAUUAUGUGGAAUUCGGUGGUGUAUGGUUGAGGACCUAAUCUGAAAAAGAAAAAAAUUCAGAUAAGACCACUGUCUCGUAUUAGGUUUGUGGUGAAAUUGUAAAAAACAGUUGAACUGAAAUGGGACAUGGGCAUUUUUUCCUUGAUUGACAGCAGGUUGUAAAACUAACAAGGGCACUGAAAGACGAUUAGAAAUCGUCCGUCCCUGGCUGUCGCUGUUUUUCAUCAACUCCGUUUGUCUUGUAUUUGUCAUAUAUUUAAUUAAGUUUUUGAUUAUUCAAAUAUUUUAUCCUGAGCGUUUAUCACAAUCAUUUUAUAUUGUUUCUAUUGUGUUUUCUAUCGAUGGAGUUACGUAAAUCAGUUCAUCCUGAACAUUCUGGCAGCCCGGCUGCAUGCAGAGAGAGAUGACUGAGGAAUUUGGACCCAAAACGAUGGCAGUGAUCAGGUGGAUAACGAUAAUCAGUUUCCUAUGUGAUUUCUUGUGAAUAGUUUCCAAUCAUUGAGUGCGUUAUCGUCACGUUAUUUUCUUUAAAGUGGACUCUUUAAAGCGCUUGAUUAGAUUGUUUCUUGUCAUGUCUCCUCGUUCUCCAUCUCGUGUGUCCAUAACUCCUAACAAUGUGUGCAAUAUGAAGUUGUGCAACAAACACAGCGAAGGAAUAAAGCCUUUGUCUGUGUGUCCUGGAGUCUUGGUUUAAAGCGUAAAUGUUUUAUUAAAGGUGGUUUAAUGAAAGUUGUACAUAAUGAAUAGUAAGGCUGAGUUAUUGUAACUCCUUAUUGUUGCCAGGUUUAAACCCUGAUGAAGGUGAGAUCAUUGUUACAGGAUGGGCAGGUUUAAAAGUUGCACUUUGGUUCUAAUCAGUAGGGAUUCUGUCCUAGUGUUUCACUUUGACUACGUCCUGUAAAGUAGGCAUGUGCCGAUUAAUAUCGGGGCGAGGACACUUUAAAUGAAUAUAAGAUAUUGUCACUGCUCAUGUAGUUUUAUAUAAAAAGGAAGGUCCUGAAGUAGGAAGCCUUUUUAAGGAGUAUUUGCAAUCUUGAGAUGACGUUUUUUUUAGUGGUUAAGAUGCUAAAGUGUUUAGACAGAGUAACAGUAAAAGGGUUUAAAACAAAGUAAGAAAUAGCAGUGACACCAUGUGUUGCAUCUGCAGAGUAUCUUAUUUCUGUAGAAUACCGUACAAGCUUCCAAAGUUUGAAAUAUUAAAGAAACUACAGUAGUCAAAAUAUUUACAAUGCUGCAAUAAAUAAAUCUGAUUAAGUCUGCAAAAAGUUGUAUAGGAAUAUUAAACAAUAAAUAUAAAAUAUCUACACCCCUCUGGUAUAAUUGCAGUUUUUUUUACUAUAAUAGGUACUAUAAUAUUAUAAAACUAUAAUAGUAUAAUACUUUAAUAUAUCAACCAGCUUGCAACUAUGCGCAUCCUUUUAAAAUGUGUACAUUAAAAAUCGGUAAAAUCGGUACUGUUCUCAGGAUUAAUUAACCACAUUCGUUAAACUGAUAUUUAAAGUUAAAUAUCAUGCAGUCUCUUAUUAAUAUAGUGAUUCUGAUUAACCCCGUUGAACAAUCAGUAUACAUUUUUCUGACAUCAUCUUAGUUUCCUCUAAUAUGAAUCACAAAUAACAUUGAAAAACAUGUACAGUCUCUCAUUGUGGAAUGUUAUUACCUAAUAACUAUGGAAUAAGCAAGUAAAAAAUUGCUUAUUUUUCACUUAAUGAAUAACCCCAGGAUAGGACAAAAAGCUAAAUUAAAGGAGCUAGAGAAAUAUCUGGCAAAAAAAGUGUCAAACAUCCAAGCUUGUCUGGAAAAUUGGAUUGGUCUAAUGAGACUAAGGUACAGUUUUGGAAGCAUAUUUUUUUUAAGGGAUAUCUUUAUCACAAAAAACAAGAUAACAUCUAAACCAUAGAAUGCUAUUCCCACAGUGAAACAUGGUGGUGGCAGCAUCAUUUUGUGGACUUAUAUAAAAGCUUCGAAUUUGAAUCGAUUUUGGCACAAAACCUGCAGACCACUGCAAAUCAGAUGAUGAUGAUGUUGAUGAUAAAUGUUCAGCUUUUAGUAUGACGAUGACUUAAAGCACAAAAUCCA
This is a messenger RNA of Clarias gariepinus (North African catfish), 4479 nucleotides long. Its product is annotated as E3 ubiquitin-protein ligase RNF166. The transcript is spliced from 6 exons. Bases 298 to 1017 code for a protein of 239 amino acids. NCBI's taxonomy places the organism in Eukaryota, Metazoa, Chordata, Actinopteri, Siluriformes, Clariidae. Gene Ontology annotation, biological process: protein polyubiquitination; ubiquitin-dependent protein catabolic process. Gene Ontology annotation, molecular function: ubiquitin protein ligase activity. The record is from RefSeq and is a predicted model, not a curated record.